GCGACGCCUGGCACCCGGAUAUGAUUGCGGGUUCGGAAGCCCCGCUCUGAGGGAGUGUGGGGGCUUCCGCACGUGCGGCGGGGGCUGUGAGCCGGGAGGACGGGUGAGCGUCUAUUGGGUUCAGUGUCCCGCGCGUGGGGCUGGCGUGUAAGCGUCAUCCCUCUGGGUUUUGAGCGGGGGAUAAAUCAGCGUGGUUAUUGGUCGUGGGAAGAAUUCCACUGCAGGGGCCCGGCGCCAGCGUGUGUGGAAGCCUAACCGAUGGUACCUCGGAGGGCGAGGAGGAGGGUCUUGCAGGCGCCGCUCGGACAGUGACAACAUGAACCUCUUACCCAAAAGCUGCAAGGAGUUUGGCUCCGCGGACUACUGGGAGAAGUUCUUCCAGCAGCGAGGAAGGAGAGCUUUCGAGUGGUAUGGAAGCUACCUGGAGCUGUGCGGGCUGCUGCACAAGUACAUCAAACCCAGAGAGAAGCCCAGAAGAAACGGAAAAAGGACAGGAAGAAGCAGCGGCCUGCUGACGCUCCAGAGGACCUCCCCACGGCCCCAGGGCAGUCCAUCGACAAGAGUUACCUGUGCUGUGAACACCACAAAGCAAUGGUUGCGGGCCUUGCCCUGCUCAGAAACCCGGAGCUGCUCCUAGAGACCCCACUGGCAUUGUUGGUGGUAGGACUGGCUGGGGGCAGCCUCUCCCUGUUUGUCCACGAUCAUUUCCCGAAGACCUACAUUGAUGCUGUGGAGAUCGACCCCUCCAUGUUGGAAGUGGCCAGCCGGUGGUUUGGCUUCUCCCAGAGCGACCGGAUGAAGGUCCAUAUUGCAGAUGGACUGGACUAUAUUACCAGCCUGGCAGGAAGAGAAGGACAGCCCCACUACAAUGUCGUCAUGUUUGAUGUCGACAGUAAGGACCCAACACUGGGAAUGGGUUGUCCACCACCAGCUUUUGUGAACCAGCCGUUCCUGUAGAAGGUCAAAAGCAUCUUGACUCCUGAAGGUCUUCUACUAUCCUGAGUUUGUGCUCUCUGUGCCCUGACGGCUGGCCUUGGGCUGCCAGGGCUACUCCAGGCCUAUGGAGCUUUGGCCAGAUCUCAACCACCUGAAUGUCCUCAGGGUGAAGCAAUCUCUCACCCAAAAUAUUUCAGCAAUGGAGCUUUAAACUGGUAAUCGUCCCAUUGAUACUUGCUGUCUAAUGGUAUCCCAGGAUUCUCCAGCAAGCAAUGCUCCUGGGUUUCUGUUAUUGGAGGUUCUCCAGGCCAUCAUGUCUUGGCAAGGAAGUCCAUGUUCCCCGAGCUUUACUUUUAGGAGUAUAAUACCUAUUUGUGUAAGUUAAACUCUAUAAUAGGCAGAUCCCAUGUACCCCUGUUAUCCCAAUCUGUGUCCUGUCCUUUCAAGACACUUACUCCGUCCCACGUUUCUGGCUUCCCUGACUUAAGCAACCUGUGCAUGCUAAGUACAUCCCUGUUUGCUGCCCUAGGGCAUCUGGAGCCCUCCAGGCCUGUAGAGCUAGGGCCCAUCUUCAACCACCUGCAUUGGAAUGAACCCACCCACUGAAAAUUACUUGGAGGCAGUUGCUGAGAAGAGUGGCCAUCUGUCCCCGUGUGGACUAUCUGCCAGGGUCCCUGGCUUCUAUAGCAGUCAGCGUUCUCACGUAUCUCCUAUUAGAGGAUACCCCAACAAGCCAUCAGAUUCAGCUCUGGCAAGGCAGGCCAGGUUACUCUAGCUCUGCCUUCAGUGGUGGUAUGCACAUUUGUGUAGGUUAGGUUGGAAUUAGUCAGAUACCUUGUAAUUCCAAGAGUCCGUUCCUUCAUCUCAGUCUUCUGGACACUUGCCCUGUUCUAGGUUCCUGGCUACCCUGACCUUUCGUUCUGACACAUGGAUAGUGUGUACCCCAUCAGCUGCCUUUAGGCAGUGGGAACUCUUAAGGUAUGUGGGUCUAGGACCCAUCCAGAACCAUCUGCAUUAUCGCAAGGGGAGGGAGCCCAUCCACUGAAAAUUGCCCUGAGGUAGCUGCUGAAAUGAGUGUAAAUCAGGCUCCAUGUGGAGUUGCUAUUUGAAGGGACCCCAGGCUUAGAAUUCUAAGAAGUAAGACUCCCAGGUAUUUCUUAAUGGAGGAUACCUUGUUCUGCCUGUUCAUGCCUCUUCAUCAUGAGACAGUUAAAAAAGACUCCAGCUCUGCCAUCGUCGGGGAUAUUCCACAAUGUGUAGAUAAACCUUUGGGAUUAGGCUGACAUUUUGUACCUGUAGGAGUCUGCUCCUGUCACCUGGCCUCUUCAGCACUCGAUCCUUUCCGGGUUUCUGGCUACCCUGACCUGCUUGGCCCAUGGACGUGCUGACCACACUGUCUUGUGGAUCUCUGGCCAAGCUCAACCACGACAUAGCCUCCUGCAUGGAGGAAGCCAACCCCCCAAAUCCUUCUGAGGGAGCAGCUGCAAAUGGACAACAGUCCCCAUUUAGACUGGCUGCCUACUGGGAUCCUGGCUUUCUCCAGUGACCAGGGCUCCCAGGUGUCUCCUAUUGGAGGAUAUCCUGGCCAGACUGCUUGGAUGCUCCAUGGCAGGCCAGUUGAAUAACCUUUAUGGCUGCCUUCAUGGGGAAUUCCCUAUCUGGCCUGUAGGGCUUUCAAUUAGGCAUAAACCCUAUCCCCUAAGAGUUUGCUCCUGUGCUCUAGCAUCUCCCGACCCCUGUCCUGUUCCAGAUCCCUGGCUUCCCUGAAUAGCACUGCAUAUGCAUAUGCUGUAUGCACACAUUCAGCAGGCUUUGGACAGCAGGGUCCUAGAGUCACAGAGAACUAGGACUAGACCCAACCAGCUGCAUAGCCUCCAGGAAGGAAUGAGUCCACCCCCCAAUAAUCACACUGAGGCAACAGAUUGCUGAUCGUUCCCAUUUGCACUUGCUACUUGAUCAGGCUCUGGCUUCUUUAGCAAGUGGGACUCCCAGGUGUCUCCUACUGAGGUACACCUGCUAGACACCCAGCCCACAAUGACAGAAGGAAUGCAGUAUGCUGCAACUCUGUUUCCAGGGGCAGUAUGUGUAUUUGUAUAGCCUAAGACUUAAAAUUAAGCCCAUUCCUUGUUCUUUACACGUCUACAUUUGUGUUAGCCUCUUGACCCUUGCUACAGUACAGAUACCUGGCAACCCUGACCCCCCCACCUUCCCCUGCACGUGCAUACACAGUACACACCCCUGUAGCAGGCUGUGGGUAGCCCAGGCUAACCUGGGAAACUGACCUCCCCUAACCACCUGCAUGCCUUCAGCUUGGAGGGAGCCCACCCCUAGAAAUCACUCAGAGGCAGCUGCAAAUUGGCAACAGUCAGUCCCCAUUUGGACUUCCUUCUUGAUCCAGUUCUGGGCUGCUUUUGCAUCCAGGGCUUCUAGGUAUCUUUUAUUGGAGGAUAUGUGAGCCAGCUGUCCAGCCCACCCUGGCAAGGUAGUCCAGCAUCCUCCUCUGCCUUCAUGAGGAUUAUGGGUGUUUGUGUAGGCUAGGGCUUACAGUUAUGCCCAUACCUUGUUCCACAAGAGCUUGAUCCUGUGAUCUCGACUUUCCAGACCCUUACCCUGGUCAAGAUCCCUGGCACCCUUAAAUGCACUGUGCCCAUAUGUGCCGUACAUAUCCCUUCAGCAGGCCUUGGGUUUCUUAUUGGAGAAUUGGAGAAUUCACCAGACAACAGCCCAGCCCAACCCGACAAGGCAGUCUAAUAUACUCCAGUUCUGCUUAAGGGGGAAUAUGGGCAUCUGUGCAGGAAGGGCUAGCUUCUAGGCAUAGGCCUGUCCCCCAAGAGUCUGUUCCUGUGGGCCAGCCUCUACAGGUCCAUGCCCAGUGGCUGCUUCAGAGUGAUUUUAGGGGGCUGGGCUCUCCCCCACCCUAAGGCUGGUUCACAGGAGCGGGUUUUUGGGGAUACAAGGUUAUCUGCCUAAUUCCAAGACCUAACCUACACAAAUGUCCAUAUUCCACAAGAAGGCAGAGCUGGAGGAGUCUUGAUGGUGUUGCCACAUCAAGGCUGGAUAGAGGGCCAGGGUACUCCAAUAAGAGACAGCUUGGGAGCCUGGAAUCCUGGAAAAGCCUGGGAACCCACCAGGCAGCCCGUCCAAAUAGGGACUUACUGUCAACACUUUAUUUUUUUUUAUUUUUAAAGAUUUUUUUUUAUUUUUUUUAUUUGACAGAGACACAGCAAGAGAGGGAACACAAGCAAGGGGGAGUGGGAGAGGGAGAAGCAGGCUCCCCGCCGAGCAGGGAGCCUGAUGUGGGGCUCGAUCCCAGGACCCUGGGAUCAGGACCUGAGCCGAAGGCAGAUGCUUAAUGACUGAGCCACCCAAGCGCCCCACUGUCAACACUUUAAAGCUGCCACCUCAUAAAGAUUUUUGGGCUGUGGGCUUCCUCCACCUUGGAGUUACUGAGGUGUUCACCAUCCAGUCUGAACUCCAGAGUCCUGGAGGGCCCCCAGUGGACAAAGACCUGCUGACACAGUGAAGACGGCAUGCACAGGUGGCAUAGGUCAGGGGAGCCAGGGACCUGGACCAGGACAACGUCAAGCAAGGCUGGGUCACAAGAGGGGGCUCUUACAGGUCCCUGGAAUCUGCCUAUUCCGUGCCUUAACCUAAGCAAACGUACUUAAUUCCCCUGAAGGCAGAGGUGGAGGAGUCUGGUUGUAUGCUCUGAGAUGCUUAGGAACCUUUUGUUUAGAGAAACCUGGGACCCAAUCUCACAGCCAGUCCACAUGGGGACUGACUGUAGCUCAUUUCAGCUUCUGCCUCACAGCGAUUUUGGGAGAGGGAGAUAGGUUUCCUCCUCAUAUGAAGGAAUGCAGGUGUUGAGGAUUGCCCCUUACUCCACAGGCCUUGAGGGCCCCAGAUGUCCAAAGGUGGCUGACAGAGUUCCUACUGUGCAGGUGCAGAGGUCAGGGUAGCUAAGUACCUAGAACAGGGCAAGGGCAUGGAGAGGUCAGGUCAUGGUGUGGGCUCUUUGGAUUCAAGGCAUAUACCUAAUUGUGGGCUCUACCUUCCCUAUGAGGAAUGUCCCCUGAAGGCAGGCUGGAAGAAUCUGGUCUGCUUUGCCAAGGGGAGGUGGGGAGCGGGCGCUGGCCAGAGUAUACUCUAAUUAGAGACACCUGGUAGCCUUGAUUAUUGGAGAAGCCCAGGAUCCAGUCAAGCAACAAGUCCAAAUGGGGACUAUCACCAAUUUAAAUCAGUCCGCAUUUGGACUUGUUGCUUGAUCAAGUCUUGGGUUUCUCAUACUGAAGGAUACCCCUGCAAGUUUCCCCAGCCCUUCCAUAAGGAGGCAGUUGAGUAAUUUGGAUCUCUGCAUUCAGGAGGGAGUAUUACCAUUGAGCAGGUUACCACUGAAGGUUAGGCAUAUGCCUUGACACCCCCCCCACCCCCGGCCCUGCUCCCAUGACCUGGCCUAUACAGAGCCUUGCCCUCUUCCAGAUGCCUGUCACCUCUGAACUGCACUUCAUGUGCAUGUGUAGCAAGCGCUCCUGUAGCAGGCCUUGGGAAGCUGGGUCCCUCAUAAGGGUUUCGGAGGAUGUUGAUAAUUCAGAACCCUUGCGCACUGUUGGGAACGUAAAAUGUGGCAGCCACUAUGGAAAACAGUAUGGGGGUUCCUCAAAAAAUUGAUAGAAUUACCCUAUGAUCAAGAUAUCCCAUUUCUGGGUAUAUAUCCAAAAGAACUGAAAGCAGUAUCUUGAAGAGGUAUUUGCACCCCCAUGUUCAUAGCAGUACUAUUCACAGUAGCUAAGAGGUGGAGCAACCCAAAUAUCCACUGGGUGGGUGGAUGCAUAGAUGUAGUAGGAUGCUAAUCAGCCUUGAAAAAGAAGGAAAUCGUCACAUACGCUACAACAUGGAUCAUCCUUGAGGAUACUGGGCUAAUCACAAAAAGACAAAUAACAUAUGGCUCCACUCGUAUGGGGUAUCUGAAGUAGUCACAUUUAUAGAAAUAGAAAGUAGAAUUUUUCAUUGCCCGGGUUUUGGGAGAGGGUAAGAUGGGGAGUUGUUCAAUGGCUAUAGUUUCCGUUUUACAUGAAAAAAUACUAGAGAUCUGUUGCACAAUAAUGUGGAUAUUGCUAACACUACUCAACUAUAUAGUUUAAAAUGGUUAAGAGGGAGGGCACCUGCCUGGCUCGGUCGGUAGAGCAUGUGACUCUUGAUCUCAGGGUCAUGAGUUUGAGCCCCACAUUGGGUGCAGAGCUUACUUAAAAAUACUUUAAAAUUUUAGGGGCGCCUGGGUGGCUCAGUCGUUAAGCGUCUGCUUUCGGCUGGGGUCGUGGUCCCAGGGUCCUGGGAUUGAGCCCCGCAUCGGGCUCCCUGCUCCGCAGGAAGCCUGCUUCUCCCUCUCCCACUCCCCCUGCUUGUGUUCCGUCUCUCGCUGUGUCUCUCUCUGUCAAAUAAAUAAAUAAAAUCUAAAAAAAAAAAAAAAUUUAAAAAUUUUUUUAAAAUAGGAAAUUAAAACAAUAUAUAUGUUUUUAAAAUGUUAAAUUUUCCUGCCUAACAGCCUUUGUUCCUGCUGUUCUUUUGGCCUGGAACACUCUUUCCCUUGCUUUUUGCAUGACUGGUUCCUUCUCUGGUUUCAGCUUAAAUGUUACCUCCCCAGAGAGAUCCCCACUGACAACCCUGUCUUUUGAAAUAGGUUCCCCUUGAGUCCAUUCUCAACCACUUGUUUGUUCUUUUCAAAGUACUUAUCACAAUAUAGAAUUUAUGCUUUUCUUUCCUGCUGUACUCUGUGCUUAUAUUUAAGGCACACACCUAGUUUAGUAAGAGUUAUACAAUAAGUGUCCAAUAUAUUUUUUGUGAAUGAACAGAUGAGUCUAUAUAAACUCGGAAUAAUAACAUCUGCCUCAUGGGGUUGCUUCGAGAAUCAGGUGCAGUAACAUAUAUGGCAGAGGGCCUGGCACAUAAUAACUCUAGUUCUAGGGACAGACAUUUUUGUACCAGAUGACCUUUCAAGUCCAAUCCAGCUCCAAGAUUCUCAGGAAUGGUACAAGGGCCCUUUGCAAGGCAGAGCUGUGUGCAUAUUAGUAAGCAAAACACCUGUAUUCUAGUUAGUAAGAGCAACCUUACCAACAAGUAGGAUCUUUCAUGCCUGGGACAAAUAGGUGCAGAAGUAGUUGUUUGUUCUUUGCUCAGAACUUCCCAGUACCCUCAGGGCCAUCCAUGCCUUGUAGAAGACGAUGGAAUACUUAAAGCAGGAGUUCCAAAUCUGGGGACCCUUGAGGAUCUGUGGAUAGAAUUCAGAGGGUGUGUGAACUUGGAUGGGAAAAAAAUUACAUCUUUAUUUUCACUAACCUCAAACAAAUUUAGCAUUUCUUUCACCUCUAAAUGGAGUAAGUGGAGACCCAUCUCCACAAAAUAACAGUCAGUAGUAGUAGCUGUACCUGUGAUUUUAUUACCAAUUGGAAUCACUAAGAUUUUUGUAUCACAUUACAAUAAUAGAUAUCUUAAAAUAUUUAUGCUCCUUACUAAAAAUCAUGGUAGAUGUUAGGUCUGACAUUAGAUUUUGUUGUUUAAUGAAUUAAUAAAGCACAUAUCUUAGUGUAUCACAAAUCUUGCUUUUAAAAUAUUUUAUAACAUGAUAAAUUGCCUUCCUUUGCAAUUCUGUAUAUUUUAUUUUGAUGCAUUUAGAAACAUUAUUCUAAUAAGAGGUCCCUAACUUCACCAGAUUGGCAAAGGUUCUUGGUACACAAUGCCUGUCACUUAACAGGAGUGUUGUAAAUGUUUCUUCAUGGUUGUGACAAUUUUCCUGUACUUUUGGUAUUGUCUUGAGUCUAUAAUUAUGUAAAGAAUAAACCAGAAAGGCUGGCUAGGUCCUUAGGGAAAACCUGACUACAUUCUUUUAAAAAAACAUUGUUAGAGAAUGAUUUAUUAUUUCACUUUAACUUUUCAUUCUCUGAAGAAAGUUUGAAAUAUAUCUAUUGAAGGUAUUCUGACGACAUCAUUCCAUUCCUUUUUUUUUUUUUUAAGUUUUUGUAUGAGAGAGAGAGUGAGAAACAGUUAUGAGAGGGGAGAGGGUCAGAGGGAGAAGCAGACUCCCCGCUGAGCCGGGAGCCCGAUGUGGGACUCCAUCCCAGGACUCCGGGAUCAUGACCUGAGCUGAAGGCAGUCGCUUAACCAACUGAGCCACCCAGGCACCCCCAUUCCAUUCCUUUUAAAUAACUGCUCUAUACUUGUGACCAUAGCAUGUAAAGCAGGGAACUAUGAUUUGUGAUGUCACUUUAAUUCAGUGAAGUGUGACUGUGGUUCUAAGACCCAACUUUUCAUGGAUUGUAUCCUGAGCUUUGAAAUGAGUGUGAGCAGUGAUGCAGAAUCUUCUUUGCUUUAAAAAAAAAAAAAAAGACUGAAAAUGAAAAACAAAAAUAUUCGCAACUGUAAUAAAGGAAAAGAGGAAUGAUAAAUGUGUAUAUAUCGGGCACCUGGGUGGCUCAGUUGGUUAAGCGACUGCCUUCAGCUCAGGUCAUGAUCCUGGAGUCCCUGGAUCGAGUCCCGCAUCGGGCUCCCUGCUCAGCAGGGAGUCUGCUUCUCCCUCUGACCCUCC
Molecule: messenger RNA, 8515 nt
Organism: Mirounga angustirostris (Northern elephant seal)
Lineage: Eukaryota; Metazoa; Chordata; Mammalia; Carnivora; Phocidae
Product: eEF1A lysine and N-terminal methyltransferase-like
Exons: 5
Coding region: 592-957 (121 amino acids)
Source: RefSeq, a predicted model, not a curated record